Messenger RNA from Oncorhynchus gorbuscha (pink salmon), 4475 nucleotides. RefSeq names its product solute carrier family 35 member E1 (gene slc35e1). Gene Ontology annotation, cellular component: Golgi apparatus. Bases 460 to 1605 code for a protein of 381 amino acids. NCBI's taxonomy places the organism in Eukaryota, Metazoa, Chordata, Actinopteri, Salmoniformes, Salmonidae. Gene Ontology annotation, molecular function: antiporter activity. The transcript has 6 exons. The record is from RefSeq and is a predicted model, not a curated record.
UUAUUUGUAAAUCAUUCACAAUUGACCUAUGAGACAUUACGGUUUGACCCUCUGGAGCACGGCCAGUGCAGCCGACUGCCAGAUCUACACAUCACCUUAUAUCAUACAUAACGACUCAUUAUUAUUUGUAGAUAGUAAGAAUUUACCCACGACAUCACGGUUUUGAUGCUCUCGAACCUAGUCUACGAGUAUUUUCUCAACAUUGUACAUAGUGCCGCAUUCAUGACAACUCGGAACUUUCCGACAUGGAAUCUUGUUAUAUAAAGUUCAUGCUCCGAGUUUCUCCACUUGUAAUUUAUCAGAAUCAACUAAAAGGAAGCUCUACAAAAAACGUACGCAAAUGUUAACUCGGGGAUUCCGAGUUUCCGACUUGUCUGGAACGCGGCAUAGUAGCUUCUCCACGUCUCACACUGCUGGCCUUGCUGCCACACACUGCCGCCGGUGACUCCGAAGUGGAAGAUGGCUGCGGUGGAGCGUCCCCCAGUCAAGGAAGGGGUCCGGAUAGCUUUACUCUGUUUCUGUUGGUAUACUGUUAGUUCGGGAGGCAACGUAGUUAACAAAAUUAUUCUAAAUGGGUUCCCUUAUCCUGUCACAGUUUCGCUUUUUCAUAUAUUCUCAAUCGUCGUCUUCCUUCCACCGUUGCUGCGAGCAUGGGGAGUCCCCAAAACAGAAAUACCAACUAGAUACUUCAAAUGGUAUAUUAUCCCUUUAGCUUUUGGAAAAUACUUCGCAUCUGUGUCGGCCCACUUCAGUAUAUGGAAGGUACCGGUUUCCUACGCACACACUGUCAAAGCCACAAUGCCAAUAUGGGUUGUGUUGUUAUCAAGGAUUAUCAUGAAGGAGAAGCAAACAACAAAAGUGUACGUAUCUCUCAUCCCCAUCAUCGGAGGAGUGCUUCUGGCCACGAUGACAGAAAUGUCCUUUGAUGUAUCUGGGUUAGUCAGUGCCCUGGCUGCCACACUCUGCUUCUCUCUGCAAAACAUCUUCUCCAAAAAGGUGCUGCGGGACACGAGGAUCCACCACCUGAGACUUCUCAACAUACUGGGCUUCAAUGCUGUUUUCUUCAUGGUGCCUACAUGGGUUCUGGUGGACCUCUCCUCAUUUUUGGUUGAGGGGGAUUUUACGGGCAUGUCUGAAUGGACAGGCACCUUUCUCCUCCUCCUGGUCAGCGGCUUCUGUAACUUUGCCCAGAAUGUCAUCGCCUUCAGUGUCCUCAACCUGAUCAGCCCGCUGAGCUACGCCGUGGCCAACGCCACCAAGAGGAUCAUGGUCAUCAGUAUAUCGCUCCUAAUGCUACGCAACCCCGUCAGCUCCACCAACAUCAUGGGCAUGAUGACGGCAAUAGUGGGCGUCUUCCUGUACAACAAGGCGAAAUAUGACGCAAACAAGGAAGCUAAGAAAAAGCUGCUGCCUUCCUCCAAGCAGGACAUGAUGUCCUUUGACAAUUUGGGACUGGACAAGACACAGCCCAAUGGUUCAGUGCCUUUCUCCCAAGGUUCAGACAUUCAGUAUGGUCGAAGCAACGUGUUGACCGACCACUUCCAGUACAGCCGGCAGGCCUACACAAUGAACUAUGGUGCCUCCAACCACCAGUAUGUGGUUUAGGCUGGUGGAUUUCUCCAUUGGACAUAUUGUAUUUGUUUCCAGCAGAAUUCUUAAACCACCUCUAACAAAAAGAAAGGCAAGUGCUGUCGUAUUGGUGGAGAGGGAAGUAUCAGUCAUGAGUUGGCCAGCGUUUUGUCCCAAACAUGUUCUCUAACAUAUUCUCUUCACCUUGUGUUGUAUUUAUUUUGAUAUGAACACUUAAAGGGAUAGUUAAGUCAAAAUAAAAGUUUGUCAGAUGUUUUCAGACCCCAAAUGUUGUCCACUUCCAACCUUGUCCUUCGUCAACUGUUGCAGAUAGUGUCAAUAUUUCCAGUUAAUUUUGGAUUGAUGCAUACCACUGGAUCUACAAAACAGAUGGCUUGGAACAUGGACUCGUUUGACAAAUUUAGAUUUUGGAGUGAACUAUCUGUUUGUUUUUUGUUUGCUUGCUAAGGAAGGGAUGUUCUUAUUCUUUUUUUCUGUGGGCGUUCACUAACAUGGGAAUAAUUGUUACUGUAGCUACAAUAGCUUAGUUCAAAAAUAAAUAGUUAACAACCAUGAAAUGUUUACCAUGCCCAUAAUGCCUUGUGAAUCAGGCUUGUCCUCAAGGUUACAUUGACCCUAAUUUUAUCACAGAAGGUAUGCACAUUUUACAUAAAUGUUUUGCAGAGAUUGGCAACAUUUGUCCUAUACAUGUAAAACCGUUUGCCCUUAUGACAUUUUCUGGUUUGUCUUUAACUAGUGAUGGAGGAAUGAAAAUGUAUAUAAUCGGUUGUAGGUACAGAAAGGUUCCUGGUUUGAAUACCCAAUCCGAAAAGGGGAAAAAUAUGUCUGUGUCCUUGAACAAGGCCCUUGUCAGCCAUAGUAGUACCUCUGGAGGUUAAUGUGAAACGACACAUUUCACUGCUCUAUCCAGUGUGUGACAAAAACAUAUAUUAUUUUAAUUCAUUUUGUUCCAUAUUUACAUCGGUCAUUUAAUCAAUUCGUAUCUGAUCGGGUAAUAGCUGUGUAAUAUGUCGGUAAAAGGGUCAGGAUUGGCAGACUUACUGGAUCAGGCUUAAGUGUCAGUAGACUCUACUUGUUUUGCCUGUUUAUCAUUUUGUUCUUAAUAUUCACACUUACAAUCAUGUUCUGAUUAAGGAGUAGUAUUUCCCCCUGCAUGCGAGUAAUUUAGCCUACAGGGAACAAUAGCUGUUUUUCAAAGCUGGUGUGACUCACCUGAACUGGUUAUUUACUUUGCAAAUCAAUGAAAGAUGUGACAGAGACUAACUAACUUGUGUGACACUAGCAAAAUGUUAUCCUUGUUGACUAUAAAAGGAAUAUUCUUCUAGUCCAACUUUUUUAUUUGAGUUUGCGUGUUUCAAUUUGCUACAGCACUUUCAAGCAUUUUAAGUGGAGAAUUUCUAAGAAACGGCAGGAAAGUUGGAUCUAACCUGAUUUUAUUGCAUGUUCAGCGACUGGCCGGCAACAAACUACAUGCUGAGAUUUUGAAAAAGCAUUUUCACUGUUUACCAUAAAUACAAAUAAUGUAUUUGAAUAUUCCCCUAUGCUAUAUGAUGGAUAGUUAUGGAAGACUGCACAGAGGAUCCAUGUGUAUUUACACAUUUAAGGAACUCUUGUGUGUGAGCUUGUGUGGAAUUCUCAGGUAGUUCCAAGCUUCUCAUAGUCCAUUUAGUGAAACUUCCAUAUCAUUUAGUUCGGCAGGUUUGGUCUGUUUACGUAAUGAAAUUCAUACUGGCGUGGUGAUUAGGCUAUGGGGAUUUGAAUACAUUUGACUGUCACUUAUGCCUGUUCUCUGCAUGUCCUCACGAAUGAGUUUUGACUUGACUUUGUCCUAUCAUUGUCUUUUGAAUCUUCUUUACAGAGAAAACAAUUUGUAGAAAUCUGUAAUUGGAUAACAAAUGUUUUAUUUGUGGAAGGAAUAUCAAAUGUUGGAGCCACAAUUUGGAUUCUACUAAAUCAUUUUUCUGUCACCUUUAACAUAAGAUGUUAUGAAGAACUGUGGUAAGUCAGCUUGGAUCCCAUCUUAUUAUUUUGUUACUUAUUUUGUAUUAUUGUAUGUCAUUCUGUUCAAAUGUCUCACGGUCUCUUCUUAAAUCUAUGGUCGAGUUUGUCACGUCCUUACGCAAGGUGCCAAAUGGAAGGCUACCUGGCUCAAAGUGCAUCACAAGGAUUAUUUUUUUUACUCUACAUUUUUUGACCCAGUAGCAUGGAGUGAUGAAUUCUGAUGUGCAUUAUGUAUAUGUUUAAUUUAACGUAAAGCCUAAUUUAUCUAUACAGUAAGCUAAUGGAUAACACUUUGAACAUGAGAAUUUAGAGAAACUUUGUUAGUUCUGGGACGGUAUUUGCUAUGAGGUUAUUUACUGGAAUGUACAUUUGGAUAUGUGGGGUUUGCUUUGUAAAAGUUGUAUAAAUGCAAUUUUUUGUGUGUUUUAAAUCAUCUUGAAAACCUGAAUUUUUACUGAACCAAUGUUUAUAGAUUUUUAUUUAUGGUGUCUAGGUACAGAAAAGUAUACAUAAGUGCAACCAUGCACAGUGUUGUCUGCUUACGUUUAGUAAAUACUAUUUUUAAAUGUCUAAAAAAAUAAAUGCAUUGUGAAAUGAAUGUAUGAUUUAAUUUUCUUGAUAAAGGUGUGCUGUACAUUGAAUGUAAACAUUUAUUUGACUUUGGACAGGUGGGUGCUUACAUUGGUAAAGGAUGAUGGUGAGUCAUUACUAUUGUUGACAAUUCUAAUGAUGAUCAUCUGUUCAAUGCAUUGUUUUCAAUUGUUUAUUUGGACUAGUAUGAAUUUAAACUAAACGCUUCGGCUUAUCCAAUAGCCAACUGUAAUUCGUAACAUAUCACACUAACUGUAAUUCGCCUAGUUAAAUAAAAUAAUUUAAAAAACAAA